AUGGACCCACCAGCCGCUUUCUCGGGAUUCCCCGCUCUGCCCUCGGUCGCGCCGUCGGGGCCGCCGCCGUCGCCACUCGCUGAGGCCGAGUCCGGCCGGGGGUCCGAGCAGGCGGCGGCGGGCGGCGCAGAGGCGGAGUCCAGCCCCGCACCCGGCCCGGGGCGGCGGCGGCGGCGGCCCCUGCAGCGCGGAAAGCCGCCCUACUCGUACAUCGCGCUCAUCGCCAUGGCGCUGGCGCACGCCCCGGGCCGCCGCCUCACGCUGGCCGCCAUCUACCGCUUCAUCACCGAGCGCUUCGCCUUCUACCGCGACAGCCCGCGCAAGUGGCAGAACAGCAUCCGCCACAACCUCACGCUCAACGACUGCUUCGUCAAGGUGCCCCGCGAGCCGGGCAACCCGGGCAAGGGCAACUACUGGACGCUCGACCCCGCGGCCGCGGACAUGUUCGACCACGGCGGCCUCGCCUCGGGGCUGCGCGCGCCCGCGGAGGCCCCGCCGCCCCCAUUCCGCCUUGGGACUGAAGCGUCCCUUCCAGUUCGCGAGCCCUUGGGGUCUUCUUCCUCUACCCGUGAGCGCGCUGUCCGUGGGUCCCCACGCCACCACCAGCUGAGCCUCUCAAUUCCAGGUUCCCCAGAGGGCGCCUCCGACGCUUCCCUGCAGGCUCAAGCUGCCUACUUGCUGAGUGCUUGGGCAGCCCCACUCAUGGACUCCGGGUCCUCGCCGGCUUCCUUCAUCUCCCCACAGUCUCUCCCCACUCUCACCUCACCCCACUUACCCGCGUGUUCUUGGCUUCUUACUGGGAGGAUGCUCCCCUUCCACAUAGCUGCACUGGCUGCUGUUCGCCAGGGCCUGAGGACAGUUUUAGAGCUCAGAGACCAGCACACCGGGAGCUCCUGA
Octodon degus (degu) is the source of this 897-nucleotide messenger RNA. It is a transcript of the gene Foxe3, whose product is annotated as forkhead box E3. The transcript has 2 exons. The record is from RefSeq and is a predicted model, not a curated record. The coding region runs from base 1 to 897 and encodes 298 amino acids. Lineage: Eukaryota; Metazoa; Chordata; Mammalia; Rodentia; Octodontidae. Gene Ontology annotation, biological process: regulation of transcription by RNA polymerase II; anatomical structure morphogenesis; cell differentiation. Gene Ontology annotation, molecular function: RNA polymerase II cis-regulatory region sequence-specific DNA binding; DNA-binding transcription factor activity, RNA polymerase II-specific.